GCUGGUGGAAAUUUGGGAAUGCGCGGUCAAGAUUUCUCCCGGGUUGAGCUGAGCUGAGCUCGGACAGGACGCUAGACUGACUGCAUCUGUGUGCGGGCUGUAAGACCAGCUGGGCUAAGAGAGAACACAUUGCAGAGGCUCAGAAGUGAAGAUCAGUCAGCGGACAGAAAGUGGACACAGCUUCGUGAGGACAGUGUCUCGGACCACAGACAUAGACACAAGCACUUACCCUAACAAACACUGCAACAGUCACACAGCUGGUUUUAACCAGGCCAGUAUUUGCGUUUGACCCCACUUUACCAUCUCAGGUGCAGGAAGGCGUUUAGACAGACAGACAUUAGUGAGAUUCAUCCGCCCCCCCUCGAGAGAAAACAUCACUAUUAUAUUCACACCUGUUGGCAGAUUCCUUCAUUAUAAAUUUUGUUUUGUACUCGCUGACCAAACACCCAUCUCUGACCCACAUAUUCCUCUCUCAUGGGAGUAACAUAGAGAACAGCCCAGCAAAGGCACUCUCUGCUCACUCUCUCUCAUUCACACACACACACACACACACACACACACUCAUCUGCACCGUAUUCAGGAUGCCCUCCUCCUCCAGCGUGAUUAGCUGGGGAAGGAUGUGGCUCUUGUGGUGAUUGGAGGGGGGAGUGAAGCGGAGCUGGACCCAUGUCGUGGAAGCGGAACUACUUUGCGUCAGGCAGCAGUGGGCUGCAGGGGAUGUUUACCCCACGCACCAUGACCUCCAUCGCACCCAGCAAAGGCCUGAGCAAUGAGCCGGGUCAGAACAGCUGCUUCCUAAACAGUGCGCUACAGGUCCUUUGGCAUCUUGACAUCUUCCGCAGAAGCUUCCGUCAACUGAACACCCACAAGUGCAUGGAGGACUCGUGCAUCUUCUGCGCUCUGAAGAGCAUCUUCGCCCAGUUCCAGUUCAGCAGUGAAAAGGUGCUCCCAUCGGACGCUCUGCGCAGCGCUCUGGCCAAAACCUUCCAAGACGAGCAGCGCUUCCAGCUGGGCAUCAUGGACGACGCGGCUGAGUGUUUCGAGAAUCUCCUGAUGCGGAUCCACUUCCACAUCUCAGAUGAGACCAAGGAGGACAUCUGCACGGCCAAGCACUGCAUCCCACAUCAGAAGUUUGCCAUGACACUUUUCGAACAGUGUGUUUGUAAUAAUUGUGGAGCCACGUCGGAUCCUCUCCCUUUCAUUCAGAUGGUGCACUACAUCUCCACCACCUCUCUCUGCUGCAGUAACCAAGCUGUGCGAAUGCUGGAAUGUAAGGAGAAGCCCACACCCGACAUGUUUGGAGAGCUUCUCCGCAAUGCCAGCACCAUGGGCGACCUGCGAAACUGUCCGAGUAACUGUGGCGAAAUGUUGCGGAUUCGGCGGGUUCUGAUGAACUGCCCGGAGAUCAUCAGCAUCGGCCUGGUGUGGGACUCAGACCACUCUGAUCUAGCUGAAGACGUCAUCCACAGCCUGGGCACGUGCCUGCGGUUGGGUGAUCUGUUCUACCGUGUGACGGAUGAGCGGGCCAAGCAUUCAGAGCUCUACCUUGUGGGCAUGGUUUGCUACUACGGCAAGCAUUACUCCACCUUCUUCUUCCAGACCAAGAUACGCAAGUGGAUGUACUUCGAUGACGCUCAUGUGAAGGAGAUUGGACCCAAAUGGAAGGAUGUGGUGUCGAGAUGUAUAAAAGGCCACUACCAGCCACUCCUGCUCCUGUAUGCUGACCCCCGAGGAACGCCCGUGUCAUCGCAGGACAUGCUGGCAGCGCAGUUAGACCUGCAUCACAGCAGCAAGGCUGGCUAUGACAGCGAAGACUCCGGGAGGGAGCCCUCAAUUUCAAGUGACACACGCACAGACUCUUCCACAGACAGCUGCAGCUACAAGCACUCUCGAUCACACCAUGAGUCCAUGGCCUCCUAUUUCUCUUCUGACUCUCAGGGAACUGUGGUGUGUAAUCAGGACAGCAGCGGUUCCCAAAACAGCGUGGACACUGCAGGGGAGGUUCUUAAAGACCGGGCCACUCCCCUUUGUACGCCAAGAACCUCUUCUACUGGCCAUCUGCAGGAUUAUAAAGAGACUGUGAAUAUGAUCCACAGCAGACCCCUCUCAUCGUCCUCUAGUUCAGGGGUGGGCGGCUCGGAGGCUGGGGCUCGGUCGAGGGACUGGGAAGACGAGAGCACCAGCAGUGAGUCUAAGUCCAGCUCCAGUGGAGGGUGCUAUCGGCCCACUUGGAGACCAAGGAGAGAGGCCCUGAACAUUGACAGCAUCUUCAGCCGGGAAAGGCAUCGGCCGCCUGGGUACGCCACGCUUGGGCCCUCCCCGCUGCCGGAAGACCCGAUGUCACCGGUGCACAGCGAGCUGGUCUCAGGGGCUGCGGCGGGGGGGUCAAAUAUUGUAGCAGAAGAGACUGGAGCCAUGACCGAUGGCUCAGGGUGCUUGUCAGAGACAGGAGUGGAACAUCUACCGAUCCCACCACCUUUAAGAGGCGUAGAACAGCAGCCUCGGCUUAUCCAGAGGAUGGAGAGUGGCUACGAAAGCAGUGAGAGGAACAGUAAUAGCCCCAUCAGCAUGGACAUGCCCCUCAGUGACAACCAGAGCACCAGUGCUCACAGGGACAGCGGCAGUAAGAGGCCAGUCAUUUCUGGGCCCUCCUGGCGCACUGUGCCCAAGUCCAAAAGCAGCAGUGCCAUCCUGCAAGACCUCAAAUCACCCACCUGGAGCAGCACUCCACUGAGUUUGGGAGAGGGGCGCAGCGAGCUGGAUGAAUUACAAGAGGAAGUUGCUCGCAGGGCUAGGCAGCAGGAGCUCCAGAGGAAGAAGGAGAAGGAGAGAGAAGUAGCGCAGGGCUUCAACCCCAGACCCAGCAAGUUCAUGGACUUGGAUGAACUUCAGCACCAGGGGAAGGGGGGCAGUUUUGAGCACUGCCUGGCGGAGGCUGACUCUCUCUUAGAGCAGUCGCUGCGUCUGGAGCAAGCUGGGGACACAGCUACAGCCCUGGCGCUCUCCCACCACGCUGUGUCUAAACUAAGAUUUUCCAUGCAUGAGGGCAGUGCUAACACUCAUAGCAGGACUAUGGCUGCUGACGCCAAGCUGCAAAAAUGCAUGAGGAGAGCGCGGGGCCUACAGCAGCGCAUGCAGCAAGAGCAAGAGCAGCAGCAGGAGCCCAGCCGCCCACAGGGGCCCACCAGUGAACACCCUGGCCCGGACCAAGUAUUGUUGACAGACAAUCAGGAAGAGGUCUGGGAGACCAAUCAGUUUUCUGUGCUUGGCCCACCCUCUCCUCAACACAUGAAAUCACCCUCCUCUUGUACAAACUCCCCAUCUCAGUCCUCUAGCCACCCAUCGCUCAACCCUCGGCCUGCCUCUUCUCAGGCGCAACCCCAAGAGCCAGAUGAACGUAGCAGUUGGUCAACCCAGAAUAAGGAGGAAUGGGGUGGCAUCAGGUUAUCAGAUGUUCUCCAAGCAUCAGGCAUUCGGAUCAUGCCCAUACGCAAGCACCUGGCCAUAUCUCUACCUUCUUUGCCCCUUGACUUCUGGGGUGUUUUGGGAGAGGACGAAGAGAUCUCCAGCUGUCAGCACCCUCAAGCUUCGUUCUCUCAAUCUCCAAAUCCUCCUUUGUGGCAGGGCACUGCAGAUUGUCUAGACCGGAUACCCCAAUCCAGCCGGGCCACCAGUCCACCACCUGUCCCUGUUGAUGAGAAGGGGGCAAUGCCCCGACGAGCCCCCAUAUGGCAGCCCCUGUCUGCAUCUUCCCAGCCUUGCUCCAAACUGACCCCUCCUGUUGCUGCCCGUCAUUGGUCCUCUUGGAGCCUAGACCGCCCUGAUGCUGUCAUCACCCCCUACGACACACCACCUGACCAGAACCAGCGGACAGGAACCGCUCUCUAUCAACACACACCUGGAAGACACCUUGCUCCUCACAGUCCCAUUAGCACCAGGAAGAAGAACAUCUCUAAGCACUCAAACUUCCAAAGCAUGGAGCUGGAACCCACAGCGGCAGAGGACCAGGAACUCUCUGAACUGGACUCACUCUACCAGGCUAGUCUCCAGGCUGGCCCGGGUCCUGGCCGAGCCCUGUGUGGUACCAGCUCACCUGCUGUUGGGAGACAAGUACCUCCUGCUGCACGAAAGCUGCUCACUGGAGUUGGACGUUCCCGAACCCCCACGGCUGAGCUCGAGAGAACCGCUUAUGGACCACCAGGUUGUAGCAGCCCUACUGGAUACACAAACAUGUCCCUGUCAGUGGCCCAUCAAGAGCUGCAGUCAGGAGAGGAAGACCAGUAUGAUGCAGAUCACCUGCGCCGUAUUGCUCGCAGCCUGAGUGGAACUGCGAUAGGGAGACGCCAAAACCGACUUGCUGUCUCCCGAAGCUUCCUGGGGGACUCCGGGGUUUCGCCAUAUCACAGCUCCAUGUACUCACCUAGUUGCCUUCAGUUUCCAUUGUCUCAUUCAGACCUCCAUCUGCUCCAGCCCAGCUAUCUUCAUCUCCUUCCAUCAUCUUCACCUCUGUCUCAGCAGCCUGGGCCUUGCAGAGAGGUCCCAGGACGUCUCCAGAGGUUCUCCAAGCUUCUGGCUGUGUUUGACGGGCGUCAAACUGUCUCCAGUGGGAAGCACUACGGUCCAGCACUGAGGUGUCCCAACCAAUUGGCUUUGGAUGCAACCAUGUCCUCCAGCCCUGGAAGGUUUCCACAGAUGGAUUUCUUCCUCUGGACAACCUUUCUGCACACCAAUCCCAUUCUCUUCACAGUUUCUUGGAGAACUGGAAGGAGCACUUCCCGAGACCUGAUGCCAUCCUCAGUCACCCUGCGCUCUGUAUUGGUCCUUGGGUGAUGUUCUUUCAUUACCCUGCUCUAGUCGGUAAUUCUUUCCAUGCAAAAGGCCCCAAAACUCGAUCCACAGCAUGCUGGAAAGAGCCACAGAAACCAACUUUUUUUUUCUUCUUUUUUUCCACAAGCACUGGUAUGGUGUGAUGCUUUGGGGCUCAGGUGUGUGUGUAUGACUAACCUAUGGUCAGACCUGCAGCAUGCAAUGUUAGGAGCGUGGGGUCCAAACCCGGAUCCCCCGCAGUGAGCCAUCCAACCCAGAGCACUUAACUUAAUUAACUAAAAUGUUUAAUUAACUGCAGAGGAGAAUCAUACUGUACCUCCAUGCUGCACUAAACAGUAAAUGUGUGUUUGUGUGUAUGCGUGUGUGCAUGUGUUGGGUAGUAAAAGGGGAGGGGCUUAUUGUAACUCUGCCCUCUUUAACUUUUACAGUACCGGUAAAAAGUUUGGAAUAAUUAGGAUUUUUUUUUAAUGUUUGAAAGACAUAUCUUAUGCUCAAUAAGACCGUAUUUAUUUGGUCAAAAAUACAGUAAAAAACGGUAAAAAAAACUUGUGAAAUAUUAUUACAAUUUAAAAUAACUUUUUUUCCAUUGACGGCAAAGCUGAAUUUACAGCAUCAUUACUCCAGUCUUCAGUGUCACAUGAUCCUUCAUAAAUCAUUAUAAUAUGCUGAUUUGCUGCUCCAGAAACAUUUCUUGUCAAUAUUAAAAAUGGUUGUGCUACUUUGUUUCUCGAGUACCAAAUCAGCAUAUUAGAAUGAUUUCUUAAGGAUCAUGUGACACAGAAGACUGGAAUUAUGGCUGCUGAAAAUUCAGCUUUGCCAUCACACGAAUAAAUCACUUUUUAAAAUGUAUUUUCAGAAAACAGUACAACAGAAGAAAACAGUAAAUUGCAAUAAUAUUUCACAAUUAUUACUGAUUUUACUAGGUUUUAUCAAAUAAACGCAGCCUUGGUGAGUAUAAGAGACUUCUUUCAAAAACAUAAAAAAAAAAAAGAAAAAUCCAAACUUUUGACCAGUAGUGUAUGAAAAAACACACUUUACCCUUCCUCCUCGCCUGUCCCACAGAUGCAAAUCCUCUGCAAACCAAUGUCCCGGAAAUCGUUGUCGCUUUGCGGAACUAUUUUUCCCAACUCUCCUGCAAACUUUUUUUUGGUAGCGGGUGGGUUAAUGUCAUGUAGAUGCUAAGUACUUUAUCCUGUACUAAGUGAAUAGAGAUGUUUUGUACGGUGUCAUCUCUCAGCUCUGGUGCUUUUUGUCGGAGCAGGCAUGUAAAUCUGCGGCCCUGGCGUGGAGAACGGAACGAGACUGUCUCUUCUAACCUUUUUCCUCCUACUUCUCUGAUACGGGCAUUCCCUGUAGCACACAGCUGUUUUGUGUCUCGUGUUACAGGCAAAGACUGUGUACAUGUUUGACUGAACAUACACUAAUAAAUAAAUUUAUUGUUAAUAAAAAACUAUGACAUCCUAAGAAAUAUACAGAGGAAUGGAGAAACUACGUAAUGACGUUAUGGAAUGUUAAUCAAUUCUAGUGGUAAUAAUUAUUAUCUGCAUUAAGACAAGUAUAGUACACUUCAGAAGUGUAAAGCUGGAGAAAUUCUGCUAUUUUAAUUCCAUUGACAGUUCUCCCGUUUAUACAGGGAGAUAUGCCAAGUUAAGCUUCCUUUUUAUUGUUUAUUUUACUUGAUUCGAUUUUUAUUUUAACUUGCAGUGACACUGAAACCACAGUCGUGAGUCUGGCACAUGAUGGAUCUUCAGGCCUGUAAUAGUUGAGGGUUUCGAUUUUGUAGAAUCUACAUUAUUUCUAGAUUUUACUUUAAAGCGACACAGCUGAAGAAUGUUUUGGCCCUGAUAGCGUACAUGAAGCUUAUAUGCAAAGCUUCACUAGACUGAAAUUUGGACAGUAUAUAAGUGGCCUUGUGCAAGGAAUGCUUUCAUACUGUUAUUCAAAUAAACAUAAGAUUUGUGAGAUAUAUUAACGAAAAUCUAAUACUCACCAACAGAUGUCGGAUCACAAUAUAAUAUGAUUAAUGCAGUAUUUAACUUUUAAUUCUAAUCAUAUUGUGCUGUGAUAUGUACCUUUUUUCAUUAAAAGCCUUUGAGUGCUAAAAUAAAAUUUAUUAUAAAAUAUAUAACUUAAAGAGAAAUAGAUCUUAUUUAACUUUGUCUUAACCAAAGAUUGGCUCUAACACAAAGAUAUGUUUUUUUGGUUGUUUUUUUUUUUGUCGUCAUUUAGCCUAUUCAUCUUUCCUUUUGUUUAAAGGAUGUUUGAGAAUGUAGCAAAGAUGGUGUAUGAGUAUGCUAUGCAAAAUGCUCUCUCCUGAUCUACCAGCAAAGAGUCAGACUGGGACAAAAUCAAAUAUUUUUUCUUCUUUUCGUUUCCUAUAUACUGAGGAAGAAAAUGAUUUUCUGCUGAAUUGUUGAAUAUUUACUUAUUAAUGUCUGUACAGUUAACAGCCUUUGAAUGCGAGUUGUAGCCAGUGAGAGGUGGAUUUCUCGAAGAUGAAAUGGCAUUUCAAGGGUUUUCCAUUUCGGGACUCAUUUGUAAAUGCUUGAGGUUGAGUGAACUUGUAUUUUUGCAAUAAAGUUAUUACCAAUGCACUCCAGCAGGGGCGCUGCACAAACGCCUACA
Rhinichthys klamathensis goyatoka is the source of this 7452-nucleotide messenger RNA. RefSeq names its product ubiquitin specific peptidase 54b (gene usp54b). The coding region runs from base 667 to 4830 and encodes 1387 amino acids. NCBI's taxonomy places the organism in Eukaryota, Metazoa, Chordata, Actinopteri, Cypriniformes, Leuciscidae. Gene Ontology annotation, biological process: protein deubiquitination. Gene Ontology annotation, molecular function: cysteine-type deubiquitinase activity. The transcript has 21 exons. The record is from RefSeq and is a predicted model, not a curated record.